Molecule: messenger RNA, 1114 nt
Organism: Alexandromys fortis (reed vole)
Lineage: Eukaryota; Metazoa; Chordata; Mammalia; Rodentia; Cricetidae
Gene: Ccdc28b
Product: coiled-coil domain containing 28B
Exons: 7
Coding region: 378-980 (200 amino acids)
Cellular component (GO): centrosome
Source: RefSeq, a predicted model, not a curated record
CAGCUUAGCUCCCACCAGCUCUAGUUCCUGGCUGCGAAGAGGGAGAUUACAGAGAAGCACCGUUCCCCCACUCCAGACCCCAAGCCUCCAGCCAAGGUUCAGAAUUGCGUGAUUCCUUGGACACAGCCUCCCAGGCUGAGCACGGUCACUUACUGGCUCACACUGUUGCAAGGGAAGACAGAAGUUGUCUCCCUUCUGCCCCGCCCCAGCCCCACUGAUGCUACCCAGCUAGUCUAUGCUGCUGACAUAAAUGUGUAUGCUCCUACGCCAUCAUCGCCAUCUCAGGAGUGAAGCAACAGCUUUUUGACAGCAUCUUGGACCGGGACCCCAUGGAGAAGGCCCCAGCAGACCAGGCCUGAGGUCCAAUCAAGCACCCAAUGGAUGACAAAAAGAAGAAGAGGAGUCCUAAGCCCUGCCUGGCCCAACCAGCCCAGGCCUCAGGCACACUGCGGAGAGUUCCUGUGCCAACCAGCCACAGUGGCUCCUUAGCCCUGGGACUCCCUCAUCUGCCAUCACCCAAGCAGCGAACCAAGUUCAAGAGAGUAGGCAAGGAGAAAUGCCGCCCGGUGCUGGCUGGAGGUGGGGGCGGCUCUGCAGGCACGCCCCUGCAACACUCCUUCCUGACUGAAGUGACCGAUGUCUACGAGAUGGAGGGGGGGCUGCUGAACCUGCUCAAUGACUUCCAUUCGGGUCGCCUGCAGGCCUUUGGGAAGGAAUGCUCCUUAGAGCAGCUGGAGCACGUGCGGGAGAUGCAGGAGAAGUUGGCCAGACUGCACUUCAGCCUGGACGUGUGUGGGGAGGAGGAGGACGAGGACGAGGAAGAUGAUGGGGUCACAGAGGGCUUGCCUGAGGAGCAGAAGAAGACAAUGGCUGACCGAAACCUGGACCAGCUGCUUAGCAAUCUAGAAGAUCUUAGCAAUUCCAUACAGAAGCUGCACUUGGCAGAGAACGCUGAGCCUGAGGAGCAGCCAGCGUCGUAGGUGUCGGACCCAGGCCUAGCUGCUUCUCUCCUUCCCUUCAAACUGUGACUUUUUACGGACUCGGGAGGGUUCCGCAGCCCCCCAGGUGCUAUGAAGUGGGGGGCACUGGAUGGAAUUAAACAAACGGAAAAGCC